AAUUCGUGUCAGAUGGAGGGCGGCCGCGCGGGGCCCGCCACUCGCGCCUGGCUUUUGUUCCCGGCGUCUGACUUCUGACGGCAGGAGCUUUUGCAGAGUCCGCUGAGACGCACACGACCCGGGCCUUGCCCACGCAGGACCCGGAGCCGUCCGUGCCUCCCGCGCUUGGUCGUAGACAGGGGGCGGACCGCAGAGGCGGCCAUGCGGUGGCGCGCGCUGGCCCCGGGCCCGCCCGCGAGGGUGGCGCGCGAGAUCGGGGUGCGUGGGCGUCCGCGCCAGCCGGAAGAAUUGACCACGUGUCCUCACAGUUUUAAGAAAAAGGACUUUAAAAAGCCCAGAGUCUGUGGAGUGUGCAGACAGACCAUUGACGGUCAAGGGAUUGCUUGCCGAGUCUGCAAGUAUUCCUGCCACAAGAAAUGUGAAGCCCAGGUGGCGAUUCCCUGCUCUGUGCACGUCCCCCCGGGCCAGGCUCCUGAAAGUUCCACCCCACCUGCUGCUCUCCGCUGUGACAAGCCUUCAAGGCCCCUGGUCCUGAGUCCAGCCAUGGAGGACAGCCAUGAACUGGACCUUACAUAUGUCACGGAGAGGAUCAUCGCAGUGUCCUUCCCUGCCAGUUGCUCAGAGGAGUCCUAUUUGCACAGCCUGCAGGAAGUCACACGCAUGCUCAAGUCUAAGCAUGGGGACAACUACCUGGUAUUAAACCUUUCAGAAAGGAGAUACGACCUUACAAAGCUUAAUCCAAAGAUCAUGGAUGUGGGCUGGCCUGAGCUGCAUGCACCACCUCUUGACAGGAUGUGUACCAUAUGUAAAGCCCAGGAGUCCUGGCUGAACAGUGACCCCCAGCAUGUGGUCGUCAUCCACUGCAGGGGUGGUAAAGGACGCAUCGGACUGGUCAUAUCGUCCUACAUGCACUUCACCAAUGUCUCAGCCAGUGCUGACCAGGCCCUGGACAGGUUUGCAAUGAAGAAGUUUUACGACGACAAGGUCUCAGCUUUAAUGGAGCCCUCCCAGAAGAGGUAUGUGCAGUUUCUCAGCGGGCUGCUGUCUGGGGCGAUGAAGAUGAACGCUUCCCCCUUGUUCCUGCACUUCGUCAUCCUGCAUGGUGUCCCCAGCUUUGACACUGGAGGAGCAUGCCGGCCUUUUCUGAAGCUCUACCAAGCCAUGCAGCCUGUGUACACAUCUGGGAUCUACAACAUUGGCCCUGAAAAUCCCAGCAGGAUCCGCAUUGCCAUAGAGCCAGCUCAGCUGCUGAAGGGCGACAUCAUGGUCAAGUGCUAUCACAAGAAGUUCCGCUCGGCCACCCGUGACGUCAUUUUCCGCCUGCAGUUCCACACCGGAGCUGUGCAGGGCUACGGACUGCUGUUUGGGAAAGAGGAGCUGGACAGUGCCUGCAAAGAUGACCGUUUUCCUGACUACGGCAAGAUUGAAUUGGUCUUCUCGGCCACACCUGAGAAGAUUCAAGGAUCGGAGCAUCUGUACAGUGACCAGGGAGUGAUGGUGGACUAUAACACAGCGGACCCACUGAUUCGGUGGGACUCCUACGAGAACAUGAGUGCCGAUGGAGAAGUGCUACACACACAGGGCCCAGUGGAUGGAAGCCUGUAUGCCAAGGUGAGGAAAAAGAGUGCCUCGGAUUCUGGCAUCCCUGGCAGCCCUCAGGGCAUGCCAGCCACCAGCAGUCCAGACCACGGUGACCACACCCUGUCAGUCAGCAGCGACUCGGGUCACUCUACCGCCUCCGCCAGGACGGAUAAGACAGAGGAGCGCCCAACCCCAGGAGCACAGAGGGGCCUGAGCCCUCAGGAGAAGGCUGAGCUGGACCAGCUACUCAGUGGGUUUGGCCUGGAAGACUCUUCGAGCUCGCACAAAGACAUGACCGAUGUGCGCAGCAAGUAUAGUGGGACGCGCCACGUGGUGCCGGCCCAGGUCCAUGUGAAUGGAGACGCUGCCCUAAAGGACCGAGAGACUGACAUUCUAGAUGAUGAGAUGCCCCACCAUGAUCUGCACAGUGUGGACAGUCUGGGUACCCUCUCCUCCUCUGAAGGGCCACAGUCAGCACACCUGGGCCCCUUCGCCUGCCUCAAGAGCAGCCAGAACUCCCUCCUGUCCGAUGGCUUUGGCAACAGUGUUGGUGAAGAUCACCAUGGCGCCCUUUCUCCAGACCUAGGCCUCGGUGUGGACUCCCUUUAUGACCGGGAGCGGAUGUGUGGGGCCCGAGAGCCAAAACCGCUGCAGCCCCUGCUGAGGAAGCCCUCUGCACCCACCCCUCCACAGGCCUACGGGCAAAGCAACUAUUCUACCCAGACCUGGGUGCGUCAGCAGCAGAUGGUGGCUGCUCACCAGUACAGCUUUGCCCCGGAUGGGGAGGCCAGGCUGGGCAGCCACAGUACAAUGGACAGUGCCAGCCUUGCCCAGCCCCAACCCCACAUCCCAGUCACUCCCACUCGUGCAGCCAGCAGCAGAGUGGCCAUUCAAAGAGGCCCACUCAGCAAUGGGCCAAAUGCCCACGACACACAGCCACUCUGUCCUGGUAAAGCACUCCAGCCCAGAUUUGCAGAGGACAAAGCCGUGAAUGGAGUCCAUCAGGAUCUGAACACGGGUCAUUCCCCAGGCUCUCCCACUCUGGAUAUUGACCAGUCCAUUGAGCAACUUAACAGGCUGAUCCUGGAGCUGGACCCCACCUUCGAGCCCAUCCCUACACACAUGAAUGCCCUGGGCGUCUCAGCCAAUGGCUCUGUGUGUCCUGAUGGUGUGGGAAGUGGGCUCCGGUGUGGCGGCAGGCUGGACCCUGUGGAAGUCCCUGGCCGGAGCCCUGGCCGACAAGGUGAUGAGUCCAUCGGGGGACGGCUCCGGAAGCUGAGCCUCGGGCAGUAUGACAAUGAUGCCGGGAGCCAGGUGUCCUUCUCUAAGUGUGGCUGGGGAAAGGCCAGUGUGGACCCGGCCCCAAGUCUGGGACCCUUUUCCUCUCCUGCAGACAUCAAAGAGACGAUGAUCACUGCAUAUCCCCCUGACCUCGAUAUGAUCGAUGGCAGGAUUUCAAACAGCAAGGAGUCUAUGUGUCUGACGCCAGCAUUCCCUGUGUCGCCAGAAACUCCGUAUGUGAAAACAUCCCCACGCUACCCUCCGUUCAGCCCACCGGAGCCCCAGCUGAGCAGCCCAGCCAGUUUGCGCAAAGGAGGACGUGAACCACGAGGCUGCCCAGAGAUUAUCAGCCACACUGUGGGGAUGUCAGAGAGCCCCAUUGGACCCAAACCCACCAUGCUUCGGGCUGAUAUGCCUGCAACACCCAACUUUCAGCAGAUGUUUGCAUCCUCCUGCACAGUUUCAAGCAACGGACCUGGCCAGAGGAGAGAGAGCCCGCCUUCUGCAGAACGCCAGUGGGUGGAGAGCAGCCCCAAGUCCACCCUAACCCUACUGGGGAGCGCCCACCCUUCUGAAGGUUCUCUCGGCACCCGCGAGUUCUGCAGCUCUGGCAAGGACUCGCCAGGGCUGCCCUGCUUCCAGUCCUCGGAGCUCCAGGCCUCCUUCCACAGCCACGAGCUGUCCAUGUCAGAGCCUCAGGACGCUCUGCCCCCUGCGGGCAGUCAAGCCUUCUUAGGCUUCAACACUGCUCAGGGAGCAAGUGGCCUUCCCCCUGGCGAGGACCCGAGUGCCCUGCUGGUCAAUUCCCACGGCACAUCACCGGCUCCUGGAGCCCCUCUGACAACAGCAGGGGCUGCUGACAGUGGCUUCCUGUCCCACAACUUUCUCACGGUGUCACCUGGACUCAGCAGCCACCACAGUCCAGGCCUGCAGAACCAGGGGGUAAGCCUGCCCGGGCAGCCACCCCUCCCUGAGAAGAAGAGAGCCUCAGAGGGUGAUCGUUCUUUGGGCUCAGUCUCCCCUUCCUCCAGUGGCUUCUCCAGCCCCCAUAGCGGGAGCACCAUGAGCAUCCCCUUCCCGAACGUCCUUCCAGACUUCUGCAAGCCUUCAGAAGUGGCCUCACCUUUGCCAGAUAGCCCGAAUGAUAAGCUCGUGAUCGUGAAAUUUGUUCAAGACACUUCCAAGUUCUGGUACAAGGCAGAUAUCUCCAGAGAACAAGCCAUUGCCAUGUUGAAGGACAAAGCUCCCGGGUCAUUCAUCGUGAGGGACAGUCACUCCUUCCGAGGGGCCUACGGCCUGGCCAUGAAGGUGGCCACACCCCCUCCGUCUGUCUUGCACCUGAACAAGAAAGCUGGAGAUUUGUCUAAUGAACUUGUCCGGCAUUUCUUGAUUGAGUGUACCCCAAAGGGAGUGCGGUUGAAAGGGUGCUCGAAUGAGCCAUAUUUUGGGAGCCUGACCGCUCUGGUGUGCCAGCAUUCCAUUACGCCCUUGGCUUUACCCUGCAAGCUGCUCAUUCCAGAGAGAGAUCCACUGGAGGAGAUAGCAGAAAACUCUCCCCAGACAGCGGCCAACUCGGCAGCCGAGCUGCUGAAGCAGGGGGCAGCCUGCAACGUGUGGUACUUGAACUCUGUGGAAAUGGAGUCCCUCACGGGUCACCAGGCAGUCCAGAAAGCCCUGAGUAUGACCCUGGUUCAAGAGCCGCCUCCAGUGUCCACAGUGGUACACUUCAAGGUGUCAGCCCAGGGCAUCACCCUGACUGACAACCAGAGAAAGCUCUUCUUCCGGAGGCAUUACCCUGUGAGCAGUGUGAUUUUCUGUGCCUUGGACCCACAAGACAGGAAGUGGAUCAAAGAUGGCCCUUCCUCCAAAGUCUUUGGAUUCGUGGCCAGGAAGCAGGGCAGUGCUACAGACAACGUAUGCCACCUGUUUGCAGAGCACGACCCCGAGCAGCCUGCCAGCGCCAUUGUCAACUUUGUGUCAAAGGUCAUGAUUGGCUCCCCUAAGAAGAUCUAAGCCCCUCCUAGCCAAACCCACCAGGUGCCUCCUAGGGCCCUCGAAAUGGCAGUGGGGUGAGGCUGGGGCCCCCAUUUGUACCAGACUGACAAUCCUCACAUUCCAGACCCGAGAGAGGAGAAUAUGGCAGCUCUUCAAACCAGGAACAAACAAUGUCACCACAGAUUGGCCUUUCCUGAGAGUAACUUCUCAUCCAACAUACUUAUAUAGUCAAGCCCAUUUUGAGUAGAAGGAUCUUGGGCGAGGGAAUGCCUCCCCAGGGUCCCAUGGACAAGGGCUGUACAAGAAGAGAGUAUAGAAGACAAGCCGAGUCCCUGGCUCACUAGCAUCUGCGUGGAUGAGGGGCACCCAGUCUGCUUGGCAGGGGCUGAGUAACCAUGGUGCCCCACCUGUCAGCAGACGCGCUCUGUCUAGCGACUCCCUCAUCUUGUCUUUCUACAACAGACGGUGAUGCAACUGAGGAGGGCAUGCAUGGUUAGUGAAGGUUCGUGCAGGUUGGAACAUGGUGGGAAUCUACGUUAGGGGACCGUGGAAGGGAUGUGCAGUGAGGGCAGUGGAAGCCUCUGGUGUCGGGAGGAACACACAAUGUCAGAGACCCCACUGCCGGUGGUAAGGACUCCAUGAGGCUGCUCUCAGGUGGCCAGCUGGGCUAUGGAGAGCCUAGAGGACCUUGAGAGGAAAGUGAGAAGACGGAAUCAAAAAAACGCCAUUUUAUAUAAUUUAUAUUUUACUUAUGCCAAAUUAUUUAUAACUGCUUGCCAUUGCCAUACUGUACCCAUAUCAAAUGCUGCAGCCGACUAAGCCGUGAUUGCUGGAAGGCUUGUCCACUUGUAGACACACCGGAGACGACUGUCCCCUCGAGGAAAAGGUGAACAGUGGUUUCAGGGUGACACUACGGAGUCCUUCAUCUGCAGUACUGCCAAACAGUUUUGCCUCCAGCAGCCCACCUUCUACUUGGCACAGCAGUGUGUCUUGCCCAGAUGUGGAUGAUUUCUCUCCUGGUGGGUAAUGUCCAGGAGAAAUGAGAGACUAAGACACUGGGAUCAGUCUCAGCCUCCUCUGCAAGACUGACUGGGCCAUCUCCAGGCCUACGUGACCUAAAGUGCAUCUGGCAUUUCUAGGCUGUUACCAUGAUUCUCCUUGUAGCACCUGCAGCCUUCCGUGGGGACCUAGGCGGAUGUCAGGAGGGAGAGAAAGGGGAUGAAGAGAAAGAUGGAGAAUUCUAGUUCUCACAGGCUAGGGUUGGUUUGCUGAGUCGCCUUAGCCGCUGAGUCAGAUGUGAUGGUUCAUGCUAAGAUCGGCACCCUGGUGUUGCAGGUUUCCUGCCUGCUUCUGUUGGUGGUCAGAGAUUCUGAAGAAGCCAGUGAGCCCAGCACUUCCCAGAGUGGAGGGUGCAGCAGGGCUAUGAGGAGACAAAGCUAGGGUCUCCUCUCAGAACUUUAUACCCCAAGAAGGCUCUGAUCACCCCCAUCCCAGCCUGAAAUCCCCACUCUCUGAUUCCUAAAACCCAAUGCCAGCUUAGACAUCUCUUAGCUGGGAUAGGCUAUCGUUGUCAGGCUGGGGUUUGGAAAUCUACGUGAUGGGUUCUCUGUUUCAAAAGGGGCAGAGAAAUGUAACUGCAUGUAGAAUUGAAAUCAACUCUGUUGGUGUGUGUGUGUGUGUGUGUGUGUGUGUGUGUGUGUGUGUGUGUGUGUGUGUGUAAAGGUGGGCCAUUCCACUUGUAGCUCCUGUGUGUCUGUCUGUGUGUGUAUACAGGUGGACCAUUCCACUUUUUAGCUCCUAUUGAUGCACCAAAAGCAAGUGCCUCAUUUCUGUGCCAAAUGUUUGCCUUGGUCUUUAAGGACCUCCUUCGUGGACACACUCUGAUGUGCCUGUUAGAGGGAAUGUGCCAGCACUCCCCAGAGGCCCCAUGUCUUCCACAGAGGCUUCUAGUGUUUUAGUUAUCCAUAUGCAGCUAAAAUCCAGAUCGGGUGGGGGUGGGGGCGGGGCUGAAGUUUGUGCUCUGGCCAAGAAGUGCCGCAUCCUAUGAUGGUUUAUAUGCAAAUGUGACCCAAAGACUAUAAGCCAGGUCCCUUCUGCUGGAGGGGGAGAGGGCCUAACUAGAAAUCAGCAGGGCAGAGCUGAAGCAAGCCUUCUAAUUAAUUGGAGACUUUAGGGCCUCCCACAUGGUCAGCAUGGAAUGCAUCCAAGAAGGCACCUGAAUGUGCUCUAGAAACUGACUGACCAGGUAUGACCCUUGCUCAAGGUAAAAGUGGUCAAGGGUAUUAAGGAAUUUGCUCUGAGGAACCACAGGAAGACAGCUCUACAUCUUCUAGGAGCUGGUAGAACUAGGUUCUGUCUUCUGUGUGUAAUGUGUCUAUUGAACAGAACAAGAUGAGGCACAGCAUCCAAGACUGUACUGCGUGCCCAGAAACACUGGCAAGGGGCAUUGUCCAGGCUUUUCUCACAAGGGCAUCAGUUGGGCACAAGUUAGCUCACUAUUCUGGGAGUAAAUUCAGUAAUGUCCCCCCACUUCCGAUAGAUAGCCAGGGUCCCAUUAACCUUCUCAUUAAUGGUCUUAUAGUCUCCAGUGUUGGGCUGUACCCAUGUUAGAAGCCACACUGCAUUUAUCCUCAGUGUCAAAGACAUCAUAAUGUUGCCUUAUUUGUCUUAUCUUUUAGCGCAGUUUUCACUAUUCUAUAAUGUAAAGAAUAUAUAUCCAGUAUGUAAAUGAGUGUUCUAUAAACCUUUUGUAUAGGCGUUUUCUCUGCUCUUUAAAUAUCAGCCUUAUUCAGAGUAUAAUAAAAAUUAUGACCUUGGUAAGUCUAA
Messenger RNA from Peromyscus leucopus (white-footed mouse), 7683 nucleotides. RefSeq names its product tensin 3 (gene Tns3). Gene Ontology annotation, biological process: dephosphorylation. The record is from RefSeq and is a predicted model, not a curated record. Bases 202 to 4875 code for a protein of 1557 amino acids. The transcript has 31 exons. NCBI's taxonomy places the organism in Eukaryota, Metazoa, Chordata, Mammalia, Rodentia, Cricetidae. Gene Ontology annotation, molecular function: protein binding; phosphatase activity.